AUGAGCACGUUCAACACCUUCGACUGGGAUCGCUCUGGGACGGUCUGCAAGCAGGAGAUCCUGAAGACCCUGGAGUACCUGCACUACUCCGUCAGCGAGGAGCAGGCCACCGCCCUCUUCGAUGAGGUCGACAUCGGCGCGAUGGGCGAGCUCGGCGAGCGCGAGUACCUGGUGUUCAUGAGGAGUGUGCGGGAGCACGAGAUCCGCAGCAUGACGGAAAUCCUCCUGCAUUCGCCAGCCGAAGGCAAGGAGGAGGCCCUUGUAAGCCUGCUCACCAAGCUCGGGCAUCUCCCGGACAUCACCGCCGUCCAGGAGUGCGCGGAGGCGGUGGGCAUCGACCUGAGCAAGGACGGGUGCAGGCCGGGGCUCCAGCCGACGCCGGCCGAGGUCAUCGGGCCGCCCGCGUCGGACGUGCGCCGCAUCGGCGAGGGUCGCGGGGAAGAGGCGGAGCGGUGCAGCUCGAAGGACGCGUGCGGCAGCUCGGCGGCGAGGACGGUCUGCGCCGCGAGACCGCUGGCCCGCUGGUCGCGCCGACGGAGCCCGGGCAGCCAGACGUGCAUCGUCCGGCGGACAUCGGGCGUCGAGUACUGUCGGGCCAAGGAGAGCUUGCGCGUCAGGAACAGCUGGAGGCUGACCGUCUCCAGCAGGGCCGGUAGGGUGACGCAGCGGCGGCCGCUGACGCUGAUCUCGAGGACCAGCGUCGGCCUCCCGAAGGGCGCGCCGGAGCCGUGCGCCGCAGGCAGGGGUGCGCGCGUGAGUGCACCGCGCCGCUUGGGGUCGGGCAUGGCCCAGCGCUGGUACGGGUCUGCCAUGACGGUGUCGUGUCGCAGGAUCAUUCGCAGCAGAGCUUUUUCCCUCGUGGCGAUGGUCUGCCUCUUCUCCGCGCUCUUCCUGUACGACGCGUUCAUUCUUCUGCAGGUUCCGUCGAACACCGAGCUGGACGUCGCCCUCACCCUGGUGCUCGUGGUCUUCCUUUUCGAGCUCUGUGGGCUGGCGCUCACGGACAGAGCGUACCCCGGGGGGUUCUUCUUCUGGAUGGACCUCAUCGGCACACUCUCCAUGCUGUUCGACAUUUCCUACCUGCUCGGGACCGACGCCACAAGCCCGGAGCAGGUGCGCGAGAGCAGCGCCAAAGACAACAUCGUCCUCGUCCGGGCGGCACGGACUGCCAGGCUGGGGGCUCGCGCCGGCCGCCUGACGAGGGUCCUGAAGCUCCUGCGGUUCAUGCCGUGCCUGUACGUGCCCGAGGACGGCGAGGGUGACGUGAAGGUUGCCCACUCGAUCACCGGCCGGCUGAACAACGUCAUGGCGCAGCGGGUCGCUUUCUUGACCAUCUGCAUCGUGGUGAUGAUGCCCGUCUUCAACGUUUUUCAGUACCCCGAGAGCGACCGCUCCUUCACCUCGUGGGCCAAGCUGCUCGCGAGGAGCGUCGAGAGGGAGGUGGCGAGCCUGGCCGCGAACCCAGGCUCGGCCGCGGUCUCCGACAUGAUGGCGUCCGAGCUGGAGCGCUUCUCGAGCUUCUACGCGGACCUCUUCUACGGCCCCUACGAGGUCUGCUACGGGGUUCCCCUGGGCGACGGCUUCGACUGCCAGCCGGACGUCCUGGCGUUGACGUUCAGCUCUUCCUUCGAGAAGCCCAGGCGGCGGGCAUCCAUGCUGAAGGUCAGCGCGUCCAACUUCCAGGCCUGCUACGACAUGUCGGUCGUGAAUGCGCAGGAGUCCGCCGCGAACAUGGCCUCCAUCGUUCUCGUUGUGGCAGUCAUGCUGGGCUUUGGCCUGCUGAUGAGCAACAGCAUCACCGUCGUUGUCUUGACGCCUCUAGAGCGCAUGCUGAGCGUGGUGAGGGAGCACUGCAAGCAGAUCUUCAAGUUCGCUGCGGGCAUCCAGGAGGACGACGCCCAGCCCGAGGACGAGCGGGCACACGAGAACGAGUUCCAGCUCCUGGAGGACGUGAUCACCAAGCUGACCGCCAUCGCCUCCCUCUCCACGAAGAGGAGUGGGCCGCGCAUCACCAAGGACAUGCAAGAGGAGGACCUCAUCCAGCUCAACUGGAUGCAGGGCUCGACCCGGGUGCAAGCGUCGAUCUUUUCUGCGGAGCGCUCGUCGCAUGCCGCUUCCCCGGACCUCUUGCGAGAGAGGAGCACUUCUGCAUCCGACGCCCAUGAAUGCCUCGACAGCGACCCGCCGUCCCUGAUCAGCUCACCGGACAUCGUAGAUACCGUUCCGGCCGAGGUGGUGGCGUCCCUCGACUCCGCACACUGCAACGUCUUGGAUUGGGGGAAAGAGCUUCAACUGGGGGUCUGCGGGUACGUCAUCAGAUGCCGGGGGAGCUACGCUGACUGGGUUGGCGCCAAUAUCGACCACCAGACGCUACACGAGUUCAUUUCGGCCGUUGAGCAGGGGUACUUGCCCAACCCGUUUCACAACUUCUCACAUGGCGUCGACGUCCUCUAUUGUGUGUCGAGGUUCCUGCAGCUGAUCGAGGCAGGCGGGUUCCUCACCGAGGUAUCUCAGUACCUCUUGCUCAUUGCUGCCCUAGCUCACGAUGUCGGCCAUCUUGGUCUUAACAAUCAGUUCUUGAUCGAGACAUCGCAUGAGCUCGCCCUCAAGUACAACGACAGGUCACCGAUGGAAAUGAUGCACUGCUCGACUUUAUUCUUUAUUGUGAAGAACCCGUCGUGCGAUAUCUUCAAGACGGUCGACAGACUCGUUUACAAAGACAUGAGGAAAGUCCUGAUCGAUUGCAUCUUGCACACUGACAUGAACCACCAUGUCAGCAUGAUCAAAGACUUGGGGCUGCUCUACCAGAUGAACUCAGAGGCGUUCGAUCGGCUGACCCCCGGCUCCGUUCUGAGCGAGUCACCUCAGACGGUUCAAACGGUGCUGAAUGCGCUCCUGCAUUGCGCGGACAUCUCUAACCCGAUGAGGCCAUGGGCGCUCUGCCACAGAUACGCCCACAUGGUCCUGGACGAGUUCUUCGCCCAGGGCGACAUGGAGCGAGAGCUCGGCGUGCCAGUGCAGUUCCUGAACGACCGCGCGAAAGUCAGCAGACCGAAUUCCCAGGUGGGCUUCAUCGAGUUCGUGAUCGCCCCGAUGUGCGAGGCCUGCGUCCACCUGUUUCCCCAGCUGAACGGCCUGGCUGGCAACCUUGCCUGCAACAUCGCCAGGUGGAGCGACAUGUGGGAGGCCGAAGCGAGCCCAGAGCAGGCGGAGAUCGACAAGGUCACCGCGCGGGUCCAGAAGGUGGUGCUGCGCUGCGAAGGCCUCCGGCACCGCAGAUACUCGAUCCACUGA
Prorocentrum cordatum is the source of this 3294-nucleotide messenger RNA. NCBI's taxonomy places the organism in Eukaryota, Dinophyceae, Prorocentrales, Prorocentraceae. The record is from the annotation of a GenBank genome assembly.